Rhizophagus irregularis DAOM 181602=DAOM 197198 is the source of this 1191-nucleotide messenger RNA. The record is from RefSeq and is a predicted model, not a curated record. Lineage: Eukaryota; Fungi; Glomeromycota; Glomeromycetes; Glomerales; Glomeraceae.
AUUUAUUUCUAUUAUAAACAAAAUAUUAUAUUGAUCAAUCUUUAGAAAAAAGAUGAUGAAAUUUACCAUUAAAGAGUGGGCAGAACUAAUUUCAGGUCCUAUUUCCAUGAAAGAACAGGAUCAACGAAUCUUUAAACAUGCUGACUUGCCUACAGUAAAAGAUAAGCUUUCAAUAACAUUACUUCUGAAAAUUCAUAAACAUUUUUCUGAUUGGUCUACAGUUUUUCAUAUUUAUUUAGAUGGUGAAUGGGCUGGAUUUUAUUGCAUUGAGAAAGUUAAAACGCAUAAAGCUGUCUUUAAUGAUGGACCAUUGCAUAUUGGGCGUGCUAUCCGUCAUAAUGGCAAUGUUCGUUAUUUCAAUUGGCGCUUAUCUCCUGAAGAAAAUGAAUUUCAAAGAAAGCCGAUUGUAUAUGGAUCAAAAAUUGCUCUUAUACAUUUAUCAACUGGAAAAUAUUUAUCUACUAAAGGAAUUAAAUAUGACUUUGGCCCAAAUAAUCAACAAUAUAUGAUUAUUUGUAAUGGUCAGGAAAUAGAUACAGAAAAUGAUGUUUGGACUUUAAUUGGAACUAGCGGUAAAGGUAUAAAUGAAGGGGAUCCCGUGUCUCUUAAUAAUAUUAUUGGAUUUAAACAUAAAUCAACAGGAUAUUGUUUACAUUCUCAUAAUACUAAUAAUGGAAAAGUCACGCCAAUAUCAAAGCAACAACAAGUAACUUUACGUCCAGGCGAAAUUGGUGUUGAUGAUGAAUGGCUUAUACGACGUUAUAAUCCAACUACUUCUUAUGACACUGGUCAUUUAAUGAAUGGUGAUAUUAUUGGUCUCUUCCAUAACAAAACUAACAAAUCAGCACUAUACAGUCAUGCUGUCUUAUUAGGUGAUGGAUCUCAAGAAGUUUCUUGUUUUGGGGAUGGAAGUGAAAAUAAUAACAAGUUUAUCUUUCAUCAAAAUAUAUCAUGUUUUUAUGUUAUUCCAUUAAUUUGUAGUAGGCACCAAGUUAAAUAUUUUAUUAUUCCCAAUGAAAGAAGUUGCACAUUAUUAUUGAAGAUCAACCGUAUGACCGAAAAAAUUAUGUAAUCUUUGUAAAUAUUUAUAAUAAAAAGAAUUCUAUUUAAAUCAAAUCUAGAGUCUGGAUCCGUCGGACAUCAAAAUUUAUCCUUUUAAAUCCGCAAAAAAAAAAAAAAAAUUUUUUUCCU